AUGCCCGCUCCUGCAGUCUAUGUUCUCGCAAUCGUCGGUACUGUAGCUGCAGGUAUCGCUUUCAAGGAGUUCGUAUACGAACCCCACAUAGCCCCGAGAUUGGAGAAAUGGGCUGAGGAGUUCAUUGCGAAGCGCAAGGCUCGGAGGAGGCAAAAGGAGUCUCUAAUUGCUGUACCUGCGUCCAUCCCAUCGAAGGGUAAAGCGCGCAGCAAACGGUCUGACGAUGGUGGCGAUACGGACGACGAUGAUAAGAGCGCCUAUGAGCUCGAGAAGCUCAUGUCGCACGAAGUUCACGAAUGGCGCAAUGAGGUGGAUAAAAGUACUUCUUCAACUCUCAGACUGAGAAAGAACGUUGCUCCAGAACAAUCAGCCUUAGACCAGUCAAAUGUCUCUAUUCCUUAUCCUGCAUUGACCCCUACACACGUUAUAUUCAAUUCUUCUAUUCCAUCGACGCCCACGACCGUGAGUGAUAUCAGCAGAGUAUCACCCUCGCCAACGUCGUCGCCGCUCCCCCAGACAUUGCCAGAUAUCCACGUAUCGCCCUCACGUUCGACGUUGCGCUCACCAUCUCUGACGUCUCUCCCUGGCCGUCUUCCAACGCCAGCCCCUUCUGAACUUUCGCCACAGCUCGCAUCAGACCAGCCCUUCCCACCAUUCACGUUCUCACCAAGCUCGAUUCCCAGUCUCUCACUCUCUCACCCCGUUGACCUCGAUCAAGAACAUGGCGUCGAACUGCUAUCAGCACCCUCGUCUCGUCCCGACUCGCCAUUCUCCAAUGUAUCCAAUACGGAGUACUACUCGUUCAACUCCCCAACCUCGUAUGGCGAACACUUGGUGCUCUCUGAUGGCAACGACCAUGAUGCAGUCGUUUCCGUGGCAUCCUCUGAGAGCUCUGUCUCUGAAAUUGGCGAACAUGACUCGGAUGAACUCCGCAGUAAUUUUGGCAGCGAAAUAUCUGCGUCUAGUUGGGCUAGCGUGGGUUCUCGGGCGCCAAGUCCUUAA
Desarmillaria tabescens is the source of this 1002-nucleotide messenger RNA. RefSeq lists its product as uncharacterized. NCBI's taxonomy places the organism in Eukaryota, Fungi, Basidiomycota, Agaricomycetes, Agaricales, Physalacriaceae. The record is from RefSeq and is a predicted model, not a curated record. The coding region runs from base 1 to 1002 and encodes 333 amino acids. The transcript is spliced from 3 exons.